This is a messenger RNA of Prunus avium (sweet cherry), 735 nucleotides long. The record is from RefSeq and is a predicted model, not a curated record. NCBI's taxonomy places the organism in Eukaryota, Viridiplantae, Streptophyta, Magnoliopsida, Rosales, Rosaceae.
UAUAAAUAGCAACCGAUGCCGUCCAGAUACCAUCACAAAAACCCAAACACCAUGAGUUACUCAAAGUUGCUUGUGCUAUUGUUUGGCCUGGUGGUUCUCAUCACUUCAUCUCUAGCUGAGUACAAUGAAAAACCCAAGCCACCCACUCCUUCUCCUAUUUACAAGCCCCCAGCUCCCAUCAAGAAGCCACCACCAAUAGUGCCCAAACCCAAACCACCAACUCCUUCUCCUAUUUACAAGCCCCCAGCUCCCAUCAAGAAGCCAUCACCACCAAUAGUGCCCAAACCCAAACCACCAACUCCUUCUCCUAUUUACAAGCCCCCAGCUCCCAUCAAGAAGCCACCAAUAGUGCCCAAACCCAAACCACCAACUCUGCCUCCUAUUGUACAUGCACCGCCGCCUACGCCGGUGACCAAGCCACUUCCACCACCUUAUCCUAAGACACCAACUCUACCUCCUGUUGUGAAACCACCCACACCUAGUUACCCUAAAUACCCUCCUCCAAUCAAGGCUCCUCUACCCCCACAAAAGCCAGAAGGGAAGAAACCUCUACCUCCAACUCCAUAUAAGAAGAAGCCUCCCCCAUACUACAAUCCACCCCACAAACCAUGAACUCCACCUGUCCAUCUCAACUAGUGAGUUAGAAUAAAUGAGAGAGAGCCAGUUGCUAGCUAGAAAUAAGAGUUCUGGACACCAACUCAUUUUGCAGCAGCUUCUAGUGUGACUCCAUUAUAA